Molecule: messenger RNA, 1834 nt
Organism: Camponotus floridanus (Florida carpenter ant)
Lineage: Eukaryota; Metazoa; Arthropoda; Insecta; Hymenoptera; Formicidae
Product: putative nuclease HARBI1
Exons: 2
Coding region: 386-1699 (437 amino acids)
Source: RefSeq, a predicted model, not a curated record
GGGAGAAACGAAACGCAGCACUUAUGGUGCAGUCCCAUGAUACGGAACGUAUGCGCAAUGCGGAAUUGGCGGAACGAAGUUCGUCCAAUCACAGACAUUCCGUCAAUUGCGUUCCGUUGAAAUAUAUUUUCUUAUGUCCCAUGGAGCGGAAAACGCGGAAGCGCAAUUGGUGUUGGCCAAUCACAAGAUUCUUUCCCAUAGAUUUUUUUGUUGUUUAUAUCGGAACAGCGUACAUUAUUAGCUCGCACAAAUUACGCUUCCGUAUUUUCCGCUGCAUGGGACAUAGGAAAUACAAAUUUAUGCGGAUCGGAUUCACACAUAUAUGUCAAAAAAUUCAUGAAUUUCAUAUAUAACCUUCAAAACUGACAACAUCUUAAUAUUGAAUAUGGAUUCUGAAAAAUUGUUUAUUAUUAUUUGUGGACUGUUAAGUAAAUUAAAACAAAGUUGGUGUAUAUUUAAAAAGAAUGAAUUACGCCGUAAGAUUAUAAAAUUAUAUUCAUUGUAUAUAAUUGUAAAAAGAAAUGAAAAUAUUAAAAAACGACGAAAAUAUUGGAUGCGACCUAUAUUCAGCUUAGAAAGAAGAUUCCAACAAGGAGCAAGUGAGAAUCUUGUAAAGGAAAUGCUGAUCGAAGACACAGAAAAAUAUAUGGAUUAUUUUAGAAUGGCACCUCAAUUAUUUGACGCAUUAUUAGCAUUAGUUGGACCAUUCCUUGUUAAAGAAUAUGUUGUUCGCGAACCAAUUUCGCCUGACACUCGGCUCCAGAUUACACUGCGUUAUUUAGCAUCAGGAGAUAGUAUGAAAUCCCUAUCAUAUGCUUUCAGAAUUGCACAUAACACAAUAUCAAAAAUUAUAAGUGAGACUUGUGAAAUUAUUUGGAAUUGUUUAAAAGAUUCAGUUUUUCUAACGGACAACGAAGAAAAUUGGAAAUCUGUAGCUGACGAAUUUCAACAAUUAUGGAAUUUUCCUAAUUGUAUAGGGGCCAUCGAUGGAAAACAUGUUCAAAUCCAGGCUCCGCCAAAUAGCGGAUCAAUGUAUUACAAUUACAAAGGUCAUCACAGCAUUAAUCUUCUUGGAAUCAGCGAUGCAAAUUAUUGCUUUACAAUAGUUGACAUUGGUGCCGAAGGCAGACAAAGUGACGGAGGAGUUUUCCGUAACAGCGAAAUUGGGAAACGCUUUGAAGCUAAUUCUUUCAAACUACCAAUUCCGAGACAGAUCGAAAUUAAUGGACCAGAAUUACCAUAUGUAUUAGUAGCGGAUGAAGCUUUCCCAUUAUCAAUGCACAUAAUGAGGCCAUAUCCGCGCAGUGGAAAACUUGAUAUUGGAAAAAAAAUUUUUAAUUAUAGACUCAGCCGUGCAAGAAGAGUUGUAGAGAACGCUUUCGGCAUAUUAGUUGCUCGAUGGAGAAUAUACCGAAGGUCAAUUAUCGCGAAUGUCAGAAAUGCACGUAAAAUUAUACAAGCAACUGUAACACUGCACAAUUUUAUUAUUAAGAACGAAGAGAAAUUAACUGGAAAUAAAUUAUAUUUGCAUCUAACUCCAGAUGAUGCGCGUACAAGUCAUGGCAUUCGUAAUAUACCACUUUGUCGAAGCCGAGGCAAUAAAAACGCUGUUGCAGUUAGAGAAGCGUAUUCAACUUAUUUUCAAAAUGCUGGUGCAUUAUCUUACCAGUGGGAAAAAGCCUUGCAAAACGAUUUUUAAUUUAUUUGUUUUAAUUAAUUUUUUUACUAAAAAAUUAUAAAUAGUAUUGUUAUUAGUAUUAUAAAUACAAUACUGUAAAUAGAGUAAGUUUGUAAGCAUAAGUAUACUUAUAAACAAAUAUGAUUAUGAAGUAAA